Molecule: messenger RNA, 1546 nt
Organism: Cuscuta europaea
Lineage: Eukaryota; Viridiplantae; Streptophyta; Magnoliopsida; Solanales; Convolvulaceae
Source: the annotation of a GenBank genome assembly
AUUUAAUCUCAUAAAUUCCAUUUGUUGGGUAGUAAUGUAAUUGUGUUAUGGUAACCAUGCAGGUGUUGAGAUCGUUACAAAAGAUAUUGACAAACUAUUACUCACCAUAAAGAGGAGGACUAGAAAAAGGGUGCACACAGAAAGUGAUGAUUAUGCAGAACAACAACAAGAAAGUACUAUGAAAUCACAAAAUAGUGAUGAACAGACAUAGAAUAGAACUACUGUGAGCAUUGUUCUAAAACUCGUUGGGCGCUAGUGAGACGGUUGAUGGACGCCUAGCGCCUAGACGGCUGACUAGGCCGAUUUUUUUGACCGAUUAGGCUGAUUUUUGGCCGACUAAGCUGAUUAGUCCUCUACAUGUAGGGCUGACUAGGCCGAUUAAUCGGUACAACUAGGCCAAUUUCUAGAACAUGACAAUGACAAAUCUUUUGAAAGUCCUAAGGCUUUGAAAAAAACAGGUGGUGCACAUAAACAUCAACGAAAAAAGCAACACAAGUAGGGUGCUUUGAGAGAUGAAGGAACAAUAUAGAAAUUUGAACGAUAGAUCAUCACCCAAUAUGAUUGUCCAUGCAAUAUCAAAGUUGAACGAGAAACAAAGAGAAGAGGUUACUAUAAUAGAUUUUGCAGCGAUGCUGCACCUAGAGAUCCAAGAAUUGCCUUCAAAACUUGGAUGUUGGAUUGUGGAUAACUUUGAUCCGAAGAGUUGCACACUGAAGCUUUCUGAUGAUAACAAGGUUCACAUGAGAGACAAAGAUGUUGAGAAUGCAUUAGGACUCCCUCGUGGAGAAGCAACUGUUGUGAAGAAACUUAAAAAAUAAAGAAAAAAUGCUCUGACAGGUGAGUGGAGGGCUAUUUUUGGGGCAAAGAAAAGAUUAGUCCAACUGAAGUGGCGGGUUGAUUGAUAACGGGUAUAUAAACUAUUGGUUCAUAAAUUGCUUGCAUGACACAAAAGUGAUUAAAAGUAUGAAUUGUUGUGAAUAUGUCAUAUCAGCUCUAAUGGAGAAGAAAUUGGAAUGGGGACAAGCGAAAGACAAAGAUUUCACUGGUCCAUUACUGUUCUUAGUAAUAAGUUUAUCCUAUAAAAUGGAGAAGUUUUGAUUGCAUGUAAUAUUUAACAUGGUGGUUAUUCCUUUUUUGCAUGUUUUUAUGUUGAUAGAAUGGUGUUAUAUUGAAGGAGUGUAAUUAGAAACUAGCGAGCUAUAAUUGGUUGGACAACACCAUUACUGAGGGAGAGAGAAAUAGAAGAAAUAAAAGCGGGCGGUUUUGGUCUCGGACAUUUAGAUGACAAGAUGAAGAAGAGGAGCUUGACUGUACAAAAAAUCAGUAAUGAUCCAGAAAAGGCGCACCCAUCAGAAGAGGAAGAUGCACAGAAUGGUGAAACAUCGGCAAGGGCAAACGCAGAAGAGGUGAAGGAAGAGAUGAUUAAAGAUGCAGUGGAGCUAGAUAACAAUGCAUCAAGCUUGCAGGUAGCUGUCGUAAAAUUAAUAUGUACAACAUAUUGAAAAUGAAUUAAAAUAUGCCUAUAUAACUGAGAUGAGCACUUGUG